AAAGUCUUGAAGCAUAUUCGGUUUAUCCGCAUUAUAAAACGGUGAUAAGGCUUGUUCCUUCAGUCACUUGCAUCGUACAACAAGGGUUUCUCUUUAUCGUUCCUAUCGAAACAAAAUCAUGGGCAGAAAAUUCUUCAUCGGCGGCAACUGGAAAUGCAAUGGGACCACUGAGGAGGUGAAGAAGAUUGUUACGACUUUGAAUGAAGCUAAAGUUCCGGGAGAGGAUGUUGUGGAAGUUGUUGUGAGCCCUCCCUAUGUGUUCCUUCCCGUUGUAAAAGGUUUACUGCGCCCUGAUUUCCAUGUCGCAGCACAAAACUGUUGGGUUCGCAAAGGUGGUGCUUAUACCGGAGAGGUUAGUGCCGAAAUGCUUGUUAAUUUGGGAAUUCCCUGGGUUAUCAUUGGUCACUCUGAGCGGAGGCAGCUUUUACAAGAAUCAAAUGAGUUUGUGGGAGAUAAAGUUGCAUAUGCACUUUCACAAGGUCUGAAAGUUAUUGCCUGCAUUGGGGAGACUCUUGAACAGCGUGAAGCUGGAACAACAAUAACUGUUGUUGCUGAGCAAACAAAAGCAAUCGCAGAUAAAAUAUCAAACUGGGACAAUGUUGUUUUGGCCUAUGAGCCAGUUUGGGCCAUUGGAACAGGAAAGGUUGCAACUCCUGCUCAGGCUCAAGAGGUCCAUGCUGAUUUGAGGAAAUGGAUUCACAGCAAUGUGAGUGCUGAAGUUGCUGCAUCUGUAAGAAUUAUCUAUGGAGGUUCUGUAAAUGGAGGAAACUGCAAAGAAUUGGCAGGACAGCCCGAUGUUGAUGGAUUUUUGGUUGGUGGUGCCUCCUUGAAGCCGGAGUUCGUGGAUAUCAUAAACUCUGCCACUGUGAAGAAGAAUUGAAAUUCGUAGUUAGGAACUGAUAUGCUGCUGCUGCUACCUUUCAAGCUGCUUCGGAAAUUGGCGUGUUUGAGUUUUGGUUCUGUGCUUUGUGGCCAACGCUUUGAACUGUGUUUUACUGUUUAGUACUGAAUAAACAUGAUUUACUUUGAUCACAUCCGUAGGCGAUCAAUUGGAUUUUGGAUAAAUUUCUAAAUGCAUAAAUAGUGUAACUACCAUAACAUUUGGUGGAUAAAUAAUGUUGAACGCCAAGUAGAACUGUUAUUUAAUCACCAGUUUCUCUACUAAUUAGAUCG
This is a messenger RNA of Cajanus cajan (pigeon pea), 1173 nucleotides long. RefSeq names its product triosephosphate isomerase (gene TPI). NCBI's taxonomy places the organism in Eukaryota, Viridiplantae, Streptophyta, Magnoliopsida, Fabales, Fabaceae. Gene Ontology annotation, molecular function: triose-phosphate isomerase activity. The record is from RefSeq and is a predicted model, not a curated record. Gene Ontology annotation, cellular component: cytosol. Gene Ontology annotation, biological process: glycolytic process; gluconeogenesis; glycerol catabolic process.